This is a messenger RNA of Zootoca vivipara (common lizard), 2832 nucleotides long. RefSeq names its product DnaJ heat shock protein family (Hsp40) member C5 beta (gene DNAJC5B). The record is from RefSeq and is a predicted model, not a curated record. Lineage: Eukaryota; Metazoa; Chordata; Lepidosauria; Squamata; Lacertidae.
AUGGCUGAACAAAGGCAGCGUGCUUUAUCUACAUCAGGACAAGCGCUCUACGAACUUCUGGGUCUUGAGAAGGGGGCAUCCCAUGAAGAAAUCAAGAAAUGUUACAGGAAGUUGGCCCUGAAAUAUCAUCCUGACAAGAACCCCGAUAACCCAGAGGCUGCAGAAAAGUUUAAAGAAAUCAAUAACGCUCAUGCUAUACUAACUGAUGGCUCCAAAAGAAACAUAUAUGACCAAUAUGGAUCACUAGGGCUUUACAUCGCUGAACAGUUUGGUGAAGAAAACGUCAAUACAUACUUCAUGCUUUCGAGUUGGUGGGCAAAGGGCCUGUUUGCAAUCUGUGGCCUUUUGACCGGCUGUUACUUUUGCUGUUGCUUGUGCUGCUGUUUCAACUGCUGCUGUGGAAAGUGCAAGCCUAAGGCACCAGAAGAAGAUCAAGAAUUCUGCUUGUCUCCAGAGGAUCUAGAAGAGCAAAUUAAGACAGACAUGGAAAGAGAUGGGGAAACUCCAAUUCUGCUUCAGCCGACAAAUGCAACUGAGAAAACCCAGCUUAUUGGAGACAGUCGUCGCAGCUACCACACCGAUUCAUAAACUAGAAGCCAUUGGAGUCUGGUGGUCACCAAAGAAGUUAUGGAUUGUAAAGUACUGUUACAACAUUUUCAUAUAUGGCACUAGGACUGCUGCACUCCUAUGCAUACUUUGGUGGAAAUAAAUCCCACUGAAGUCAGUUGAGACCAGCUUCUGAGAGAACACGCAUAGGAUAACACAGUAAGAGCGUAUCUGAGCAAAUCAGGUGUGUUUCUGUACAUAAAUGCAAGGAAUAUAAAGUGGGAAAGAACCAUUUUUUAAAAUGAAGAUGCGUGCUAGAGAUAUCAGACAUAUAGAAAGCUGUUCUAGUGUCAUGUGUGAAAAUGUCCCUAGUCUUCUGCAUAAUUGCACCUGAUUUGUACUUUAAACAGAGGACAUAGUUUCUUAUUUAAUCCUAGGAGUGUUAGAAUUUACGGCUCAUCCAGACUUCCAUUUGCCCUGCUGCUUCCCCUGAGAAAACAAACAAAAGUGUGGUGAGCCCUUGGUAGACCUGUCAGAUUCUUUCUGUAGUACAGGACUUAUGAGCCUUAGUGUACCCCCCCCUCAAAAAAACAGAACCCUAAAAUCUUUUCAGAGCCAUGGUACAUUUCCCUCCAUCCUUUUAGUUACUGGGAAGAGGAACCAUUGUUCCAUUUGGUGAAUAUAUGUAUGUGUAAAGCGAGAUGCAAGGCUUAAAUGAUCUUCUCAUCCAUGGAAGAUCAUUGUUUGAUUCUAUCAGCUCCUUAGAAGAAGAACUAGGCACCAAUUCAAGUAAUACAUAAAACUGCUUUCAGGUCUGCUGGGGUUCAGUUCCAAGCAAGAAUUGACUUUAUUUACUAUCCAGUUAGAGACUCCCAGUAGACACUGGCAACUGUAAAUAGUUCAAAGAUUGUUGUAUUUCUCUUCACCAGUUGAAAAGCCUGCUCCAUAUCCAUGCAUCGUCCAUCGAUGGAUCAGCAGGCUACCUUUCAGCACAAGCCAUCUUUAUUGCAAAAUAAAUUGCAACUAGCAAUCCAUAGUUUUCAACCCUGUAUUCACACUUGAUGCAUGCAUGGCAAAUGGGAAGUACGGUAACAUAACUUACACAUACACAGCUGUGCUCACAAAAACAUCCAUGCAGCCCGAUCUGAAGUGUGUUUACUUAGAAGUUGAAUUGUAGUUACUCCCAGAUAAGUGUUCAUAAGUACACAGCCUGAUCCCCCUAUUCUGCAUAAUCUAUCAAUUUCCAUUUAUCUUAUGUAUGUGAGCAGUCCCUGUCGUUAAUGGUUUUGUUUUACCCUAGGACCUAAUAGGUGAUUAAGGGCUUCAUGUUCCUUAAAGACUGAAAUUCUCUAGCCAUGUCAUAACCUUCAGAUAGCGAAAAGGACAAAAAAGCAAAACAAAACCCAUGUUGCCUGGAGAUAGUGAGAAACCUGGUAAAGAGGCCAUUCCUGGAGCAUCCUACUCCUUAGGGAAUGGGGUUGAACCAGCCCUGCUUCUAUAACCUAUAUGUAAGAAUGCAAACAAGCACUGUUUAAUUGUGACCUGAUAGCUGAGUUUUAUUUUGCAAUAGAAGAAUAUGUAGUUCAGUGUACAUACAGAUGUGUCAGUUGAGAGCUGGACUGUGCAUGCAUGGAAGAAGAGCAUAGAAGCAAGUGUUUCAGUUGAUGAAUGCAGACACAAUCAUGGCUACAACCUUAUGCACACUUAAAACUAAGAAUUUACUUGUGAAUUUGGUGAGACUGGCAUCCAAGUAAAAUGUGCACAGGAUUAGACUGGAAACUUUGUUAUUCAUCUGAAGAAUGGAAGGAAACCAGAACAGGAAAAAGGCCAGAAUACUACCUUGAGAACAAAUAUAGUGAUAAGUGUGGAACCAAUCAGUUGUUACAGUUGCAGUCUUAUCGUUUGUAAGAGGUCAAGAAUAGGAUGCAUUUUAGAUAUUCUAAACUCAGUAUUUGAUAUGUUAGUAGUUAUUUAGCAACAUCAUUUAUCAUUCAUCACAUAGCUUGGCUUGUUUGUUAAUCAUCUGUGUUGAUGUGUUCACUAUUUCAGAAGCACAUCAAGUGACUGGUAACAAAUGAACCUUGCAUAACUGGAAAUAUAAAACAAGUUGUCUCCAUUACAUUACUCUAUACUUCUGAAUUUGUUGCUGUACUCAUUUCAGAAUGUACUAUGUACACUAAUGUUGACUUGCUGUCCAAUAUAUAACAUGAACAAUAAAGAUUGUAAGUGUUACACAUGCACCAACUGUUCUUUCCCCCUGCUAGGAAACAUAUUAAAUAUACUUAU